CCACGGUUCUAUAAACCAGAUAAAUAAUUACCAAUCAUAUUAUGGCAAUCUUGAUCAAUAUUUAACUAAAAAAAACUUUUAAAAAUCCUAAUUCUCCCAUUCAUAUGGGAAUGCAUGUUUAAUAAAAAAUAAAAAAAAAAUAAAGAUUAUUUAAAAGGCUAAAGUAAACUAUGGAGAGUAUAGAUAGUUAUAAUUAUGAUGAAAUUGAUCUAGAUGAAUUGAUGUUACCUCCUCCACCAUUGAUUCGUUAAAAUGCGUACAUUGAAGAAGAAGAAGAGACGCCAUAAUUUAUACUUACAACGAAAACUGAAUCUUUAUAUAAGGAGGAGGAAUGUCCCAUAUGUUAUUGUCAUCUAAAUGAAGAAAAUACUGUUAAAUUAUUAUGUGGGCAUGUUAUGUGUUCAAAUGAUUUAAAUCAAAUAAUCUCGAUAUAAAAUUCAUAAACCUUAAAAUGUCACAUUUGUAGAACUCUCUAGAUAGUAAAUUAAUCUUUUAUAUGUAUUAAAUGA
Paramecium sonneborni is the source of this 509-nucleotide messenger RNA. NCBI's taxonomy places the organism in Eukaryota, Ciliophora, Oligohymenophorea, Peniculida, Parameciidae. The record is from the annotation of a GenBank genome assembly.